Pongo pygmaeus (Bornean orangutan) is the source of this 2232-nucleotide messenger RNA. Its product is annotated as probable phospholipid-transporting ATPase IIA. The coding region runs from base 169 to 1341 and encodes 390 amino acids. Gene Ontology annotation, biological process: phospholipid translocation; endocytosis; retrograde vesicle-mediated transport, Golgi to endoplasmic reticulum. The record is from RefSeq and is a predicted model, not a curated record. NCBI's taxonomy places the organism in Eukaryota, Metazoa, Chordata, Mammalia, Primates, Hominidae. Gene Ontology annotation, cellular component: endosome; plasma membrane; trans-Golgi network. The transcript has 10 exons. Gene Ontology annotation, molecular function: ATP hydrolysis activity; ATPase-coupled intramembrane lipid carrier activity; ATP binding.
CCUGACAUGGCCAAAAGCAGACCCUGAGUGCGGGGAGUGAGCUCUCCCGCGGGAAGCUGAAAACCAUAAGGAGCCUUGCCAAGGGGCCUCACCAAAAUUGAAAAGGACCUUCCUCAGAUUCGAUCGUAUGUGUAUGCAGAAGAGCCAAAUAUUGACAUUCACAACUUCAUGGGAACUUUUACCCGAGAAGACAGCGACCCCCCGAUCAGCGAGAGCCUGAGCAUAGAGAACACGCUGUGGGCUGGCACUGUGGUCGCAUCAGGUACUGUUGUGGGUGUUGUUCUUUACACUGGCAGAGAACUCCGGAGUGUCAUGAAUACCUCAAAUCCCCAAAGUAAGAUCGGCCUGUUCGACUUGGAAGUGAACUGCCUCACCAAGAUCCUCUUUGGUGCCCUGGUGGUGGUCUCGCUGGUCAUGGUUGCCCUUCAGCACUUUGCAGGUCGUUGGUACCUGCAGAUCAUCCGCUUCCUCCUCUUGUUUUCCAACAUCAUCCCCAUUAGUUUGCGCGUGAACCUGGACAUGGGCAAGAUCGUGUACAGCUGGGUGAUUCGAAGGGACUCGAAAAUCCCCGGGACCAUGGUUCGCUCCAGCACGAUUCCCGAGCAGCUGGGCAGGAUUUCGUACUUACUCACAGACAAGACAGGCACUCUUACCCAGAGCGAGAUGAUUUUCAAACGGCUCCAUCUUGGAACAGUAGCCUAUGGCCUCGACUCAAUGGAUGAAGUACAAAGCCACAUCUUCAGCAUUUACACCCAGCAAUCCCAGGACCCACCAGCUCAGAAGGGCCCGACGCUCACCACUAAGGUCCGGCGGACCAUGAGCAGCCGCGUGCACGAAGCCGUGAAGGCCAUCGCGCUCUGCCACAACGUGACUCCUGUGUUUGAGUCCAACGGUGUGACCGAUCAUGCUGAGGCCGAGAAGCAGUACGAAGACUCCUGCCGCGUGUACCAGGCAUCCAGCCCCGAUGAGGUGGCCCUGGUACAGUGGACCGAAAGUGUGGGCUUAAGCCUGGUGGGCCGGGACCAGUCUUCCAUGCAGCUGAGGACCCCUGGUGACCAGAUCCUGAACUUCACCGUCCUGCAGAUCUUCCUUUCACCUAUGAAAGCAAACGUAUGGGCAUCAUUGUGCGGAUACAGGGUUUCACUGUGUUGCCCAGGCUGGUCUCAAACUCCUGGCCUCAACCGAUUCUCCUGCCUGGGACUCCCAAAGUGCUGGAAUUACGGGUGUGAGCCGCUGUGCCCAUCCCUCUAUUUUCUCUUUUUACCCAUGGAAAUCACACUUUCCAUCCUGGGGAGCCUGGAAAAUAUGGUAUUCAUGUGCCGCUUGGUCUGGUUGUUCUGAAGUCUGCAUGAUCAUCUGAUUUUUCCAAGGGAGCUUUAAAAAUACAAAUCACUUGGUUCAAUCCCACACCUAUUUUGGAAUGGGGUGGUUCUUCACAUUAUUUAGCUUGGUUGGAGAAAACUCUGCUUCAGAUCUUAAGAAUCUUUGGAAUAAGGCUCUUUCAUCUUUUCUGGACUUUUUUUUUUUUUUUCUUAACAAAUGAGAAUCGUCUCCACCCUGAUCUACCCAAGUGUCUCAUGCCUCAUGGAGGAAAGAGAUCCUUGCACAUGCAUUUUUAUAGCAGCACAAUUUGCAAUUGCAAAAAUAUGGAGCCAGCCCAAAAUACUCAUCAGUCAACAAGUGGAUAAAGGAAGUAUGACAUAUGAUCAUAUGAUGAUGAUGAAAUGCUACUUAGCCAUAAAAAGGAAUGAAUUAAUGGCAUUCGCUGCAAACUGGAUGGGACUGGGGACUAUUAUCUAAGUGAAAUAACUCAGGAAUGGAAAGCCAAAUGUCGUAUGUUCUCACUCAUAAGAGGGAGCCAAGCUAUGAGGAUGUAAAGGCUUAAGAAUAAUACAAUGGACUUUGGCGAGUCAGGGAGGCUGAAAGGGUGGGAGGAAGGUGAGGGAUAACAGACUACAAGUUGGGUUCAGUGUAUACUGCUCAGGUGAUGGGUGCACGAAAAUUUCACAAAUCACCAUUAAAAAACUUACUCAUAUAACCAAACACCAUGUGUUCCCCAAAAACCUUUGGAAAUUAAGAAAAAGAAUAGAAUGCGUAAGUAGAAGUAGAAAUUGAUAACGUAGGUUGUUGGGCACGUGGCCCUGCCUCCUGCCUGCUGGUGGAGUAUUUGAAAUGAGUCUUGCUGUCACUCCUGGGUAUCAAGGAACGUUAUGCAUUUAUGUGUUCUUUUUU